Molecule: messenger RNA, 1377 nt
Organism: Drosophila takahashii
Lineage: Eukaryota; Metazoa; Arthropoda; Insecta; Diptera; Drosophilidae
Biological process (GO): apoptotic DNA fragmentation
Cellular component (GO): mitochondrial inner membrane; nucleus
Molecular function (GO): single-stranded DNA endonuclease activity; metal ion binding; RNA endonuclease activity
Source: RefSeq, a predicted model, not a curated record
AUGGUUACUUCGAUAGCAUAUCGAAAUCGUUUUCUAUUCCUCACUUUAAGUUUUGUUUAUUUUAUAUGUAUUUUAGCCUGCGAAGUACGGGGCGAUUGUCAAAUAGCCCAGUAUAUGGUAGAACGAUCGAAUCGCAUCUUCACCUAUCGCGAUGCCAGCGGGUCUCUCCAACUGCAGCGUAGGGAAACGGUUCCAUCUGGGGUCAUUCUCUUCAUGUACUGUAAUCCUUCUGAUAUGGUGGAAACUCUGUGCCAGGGCAAUGGUCACUUCUCAGUUCCGCUCCCCAUGAGUUGUGGCAAUCCAAUGCAACCGACGAUAACGCGGAUCCGGGAUGGCGAUUGUUCAGGGACCCUCUAUGCCGUGGGCUAUACGAUAGACGGCAGGAGUCUGGAGCUAUAUCGCACCUGCUUUGAUUCCGGGCAAGGAAGGGUCUUGUACUCACAAAGCGAUGUCUACUACAAAACAUUUUUUCCCAAGCGCCCGUUCGUGGACUUCGUGGCUGACGAAAUGUUCAGUCCGCAGGAGGCCGCCGCUUACUACAAGUCCAACAUAUACUUCGCCUUUAAAUGCAUUUACGGUGAUGGUCAGUCCUACCUACCAAGUGCCAAUUCCCUGGUGAUAAAUCGGGGGCAUAUGGUGGCCUCGGCGGACUUCCUUUUUGCGGACCAAAUGGGCAGUACCUUUCGCUACCUGAAUGUGGUUCCGCAAUUCAAGUCAAUUAACGAUGGUAACUGGGAGAAAAUCGAGAGGUGGGUGCGCGGUCAAAUUCCGCCGUCGAGCUAUUACCGCAUCAAGUCCGGCGGAAUCGGUAUCCUGACAUUGCCAGAUGCCAGGGGCUUCCGUCAGCCAGCUUUCCUUGCCGGCUCCAAGAUCCCAGUGCCCGAAUGGACCUACAAGGUGGUGCGAGAUGCCAGCGGUAAUGGGCUGUAUGUCUUCCUCACUUAUAACAACACCUUCCGGAGGGAGAGGCCACAGUGCCUGGAUAUCUGCCAUCCACUUAAUUGUCCCCUGGGUCUCCCGAAUAACCCCGAUGAUGGAUUCACCUUCUGUUGCGAUCCCAAGCAGUUCCCACUCGAAAAAGGGACGCGUUGAUGUAUAUUUUAUCGAAGGACUAUGCCAAAUUGUCCUGCGUAAUAAUCGCCGGCUGAAUAAUUUAGUAUUUUUAUAUAACAGACGCACUUGAGCUUAAAAGGGGUGUGCACUGCAAGAAAAGGGAACGAAUAUUUGAAAAUUUGCAUCCAUUUUGGUAAUGGGGGAUAUCAGAAAAAACUUUGCUGUUGCAUACUAAUUGAACACCACAUUUCCUUUCAUUGUCAGUGGAUUGGUGGGGAUAUAUUUCCAAACCAAAAUCUGUUGUCAAUUUCUUUAAAGACUUUU